GACAGACCAGGUUAGACGCAUGCGCAGUGCAGGAAGUAAAACUGAUGAGUUUGAGACUGUUGGAGAUAUGGCGAUUAAGACUAGCGUAGAAUGUUGAGGACAUUCGCAUCAACUAAAAAUGAUUUGAAAUAGUGAAAUGUCUUAAUGAAGAGCGACUGGUUUAAACAAAACAAAGAAUACGUUUUUCUAAAGCGUUUACUAAAGGAAUUUAAAUGUGCUCAAGUGUUACCGCUUAUUCACCGGUUUGUACGACUUUACUGGGAACUUGAAGGCAGCGCCUUAAGGAACCGGAAAUUAAUAGCCGCGCUGGGCAGAAACAUCCCUCCGUGCACACGAUCUUGUUCUGCCUAAUCGCCAUCGCCGGAGCCCCGGGCCUCUAGUCGCCACCAUGGACAAACUAGAGGAGGACCUGACGUGCUCCGUGUGCUACGCUCUGUUCUCUGACCCGCGUGUGCUGCCGUGCUCUCACACCUUCUGUAAGGCCUGCCUGGACAACCUGCUCCGGCUGUCCACCAACUACUCCAUCUGGCGUCCGCUGCGGCUGCCGCUCAAGUGCCCCAACUGCCGCAGCGUGGUCGAGCUGCCCCCGAUGGGCGUGGACUCUCUGCCCACCAACGUGUCGCUGCGGGCCAUCGUCGAGAAAUACCAGAGCGACGGCGCGCCGCCACAGCCUUCCUGCCAGGAGCACCACAGGCAGCCUCUGAACAUGUACUGCGUCCAGGAUCGGCAGCUGAUCUGCGGGCUGUGUCUGACUGUCGGGCAGCACCAGGGCCACCCCAUAGACGACCUCCAGGCAGCUUUCAUCAGGGAGAAACAGACGCCAUCGCAACUGCUGGCCAGACUCUCUGAGCAGAGAUGGGCACAGGUGUGUGAGCUGGGGGAGCAGCUGGAGCAGGAGAAGGCGCGCUGCGAGGGUCUGGUGAGGCAGGACCGGCAGGAGGUCAAUCAGUUCUUCCAGACGCUGGAGGCGGUGCUGGCCAGGAAGAGACACGCCUACCUGGAGGCCCUGGAGAAAGCUGGCGCCGAGGUGUCCGGGGCUUACGACCCGCUCAUACGCAGAGUGAAGGCCCUGCAGGAAGAGCAGUUGGACCUGGUGUCCUUGGGUUCGUCCGUAGAGGAGGAGGACUCCCCGCUGGUCUUCCUGGAGCAGGUUCACAUGUUCAGAGAGAGGGUGGAGGAGUUCAUUAAAGCCCCGCUGCCCUCGGUGAUAAACCUCUCCGUCACGCCGCGUGCAGCGGAGCACCUGCAGCAGCACUGGCCCGCCGUAACCAUCGGGAGCCUGGAGGAGGCGCCCGUCCCGAAGGUGUGCUGCUGCUCCCGAUGCGGCGCCGCGGAGGCCUGUGCACCAGCCGACGGCGAGGGGAGGGAUCGGAUCGACGGCCGGGCGCAGCACCGGCUGCGUGAGCUUCUGUUGCCGCUGGGGCUGCUGCUGCUGUUGCUGCUGGCAGCGGCGGCGUGGGCGGAGCCGGUCGGAUUCCCGCUGCUCUCCCAGUCGAGUCAGCUGGUCCACGGGCUGAGCAGCGAGCUGAUGACGUCGGUCUGUGAGACGGCGGGGUCGGCGUACGCGGUGCUGCAAGUCGCCGUCGAUGGGUGGAGCUCUCGCCUCUGCUCAGUGGGCGAGGAGCUGGACGCCUUAUUUAAAAGUCUGACGUCUCACUGAAACUGGAACCCGCAGCUGACAAAGCUUUACUUCUACACUCCCGCAGUAAAGGGAGAAAUGCAUCGGAAAGUAGCUUUUUAAAACCGCUGACAUUAUCCACAUGAAAAAUGUAUGUUUGUUUGUUGUCUUCCUGUUAAACAGAGCACAAACUAAGCAAAUUUUAAAAUGCAGAUCUGAAUUUUUCUCUUAAGACUUCAAACAUAACAUCAGAGGAGACUCUCUCGAAUGUAGAGAAUCCUCAAAUAUGUAGAUACAAAUGUAGCCGUACAUCCAUCUUUCAUCUUUGGUGUACAAAAACGUUUUAAACUCCUGAGUCACCUUUCCCAUGAUGCAGUGGGACAUGUAUUUUAACGAAGAUGGGGGCAGCGUGUGGAAGCAGAUACACGGCUCAGAGUGGCCACCUCGCCCGACCUAGAACCCUAAUAGCCUGAAGGCAGUAUACUGCAACUCCCCCAGGACCAUAAUGGGAGCCCCCCCCUUAAAUAUCAUGUACAAGUAUUACAUAUUCUGCUGCAAAAAGAUAAGACAUUGUGUUGCCCCUCUGUAUUUUCUAAACUUUUUCUAUUACUGGUAUUUUAAAAACAUAAACUUGUUCAAAUGCUUUUA
Molecule: messenger RNA, 2266 nt
Organism: Gasterosteus aculeatus aculeatus (three-spined stickleback)
Lineage: Eukaryota; Metazoa; Chordata; Actinopteri; Perciformes; Gasterosteidae
Gene: trim59
Product: tripartite motif containing 59
Biological process (GO): protein monoubiquitination
Molecular function (GO): ubiquitin protein ligase activity; zinc ion binding
Source: RefSeq, a predicted model, not a curated record